AUCGUCGUCCUCAAGUUUCUAUUAGGGUUCAUAGGAGACGAAGGAACAGAGUUAAUCGAGAAAGCAUUGAGAUUCCCUUUCUCUAACAUUCGUCUCUGGUUUUCCAAAAUCUAAUGGAUAUAAUCAGUCACUUACCUGACGAUGUCCUAUUGAAGAUUUUGGCAUGCCUUCGGACAAAAGAUGUUAUGCGAACUAUGCUUUUGUCCAAACGCUUCAAGUCUCUCUGGAUGUAUGUACCAAAACUUGAAUAUGAUGAUACCACUCACUUUCCUAGACCUCGGUAUGAUUAUAGAAUAUUUCGGCAGUUUGUGGACAGAUCUUUGAUGUCAUUCAAAGGUCAGGUUCUUCAAAGUCUGUAUCUCAGACUAGGUAGAGGGUUCACAGGUGGAGAUGUUGCGAUUUGGGUUAGAAGCGCGUUGAAACGUGGUCUAGUUGAGCUGAAACUCGAAUAUUCGUACGAUUACAAUCCCAGGCCUCAAAUUUUUCCAACAAGUCUAUAUACAACAUGUGAAACGCUUGUGGUUUUACAACUUGUAGAUAUUGAUUUGAAUGUUCCUGACCUUGUUUGUCUAAGGUCUCUCAAAUCUUUAUCCCUCAAAUAUGCGAAUUACUCUGACCCGCAUUCUUUAGUUAGACUUUUGCUCAAUUGUCCUGUUCUUGAAGACUUGUUCAUACUAAAAGGACCUCAUACCAAUGGUCUGAUUUUCAAGAUUGUAGUGCCUUCCUUGAAGAGUUUAUCUUUAGAUUAUCUUGGAAUGAAAGAACUUGAGCUAGUUGCACCUUCUUUGAGAUACCUGCACAUUUUAGAUCGUUCGCCUGGCCUUUUAGUUAGCAAGGGUUUUAACUUCAGUCAGGUGGUUAAGGCCAAUUUUGAUAUUAUUCUUAGCGGACCCGAGAAGCUUCUGCAUUCUCUUGCUUCAGUCGAGCAUCUUCGUUUAUGUUUAUCAGCUUCAGAGGUUGAGUAUCCUGUUGGUAUUUGCUUCCAUAGACUCAAACAUUUGGAGGUAUGUACAUGCAAAUCAGAGUGGUUCGAUUUGUUCAUGCAUCUGCUCGAAGAUUCACCUACCUUAAAGGUUAUCAAAAUCAAUCAGUGUCAUCCCGCUGCUAAGGUGCGGCCUUAUUGGAAUCAACCGAGCUCUGUUCCAAGAUUUAUGUCCUCUAAUCUUGAAAUUUUGGAGUGGAUCAAAUACGAAGGAGUGCAAGAAGAGCAAGAGCUUGCGACAUAUAUCUUGAAAACCGCGGUUUGUCUAAAGAAAGCGAGUUUCAUCGCUAAAUCCAAUGAUGACAAGACGAAACUGCAGAUGCUUCAGGAGUUAUCCUUGUCGCGAAGGGCCUCAUCCACGUGUGAGCUUCUAUUCAGCUGAAAUAUUCAUGCUAAUCAGUGAUCACUCUUAGAUCAAAAACAUGU
Messenger RNA from Camelina sativa (false flax), 1408 nucleotides. Its product is annotated as FBD-associated F-box protein At5g56380-like. The record is from RefSeq and is a predicted model, not a curated record. Lineage: Eukaryota; Viridiplantae; Streptophyta; Magnoliopsida; Brassicales; Brassicaceae.